This is a messenger RNA of Phyllotreta striolata, 3677 nucleotides long. Lineage: Eukaryota; Metazoa; Arthropoda; Insecta; Coleoptera; Chrysomelidae. The record is from the annotation of a GenBank genome assembly.
GAUUCUCGAAAAUAUUGCAGAAGUUUGGGUGUUAAUUAGGUUACAGUUGUUUACGCUUCCAAGAAGUGUUAUCGCAAACUAAUGAUAACUCCUAUAAAAUUAUAUUUAUACUUUUUUUUAAUCGAAACGUAUUUCGUACAUCGCUACGUUAGAGUGUCUUAUUGAAUCUAAAAAAUGAAAGGACGCGCAAAGAUGAAGGGUUUAAGUGGUAGUGUAGUGGUUUUUUUGGUUCUUGUGGUUGGUAAAGGGACUGCUUCGUUCCAGCCGAUAGACAAUUUGCAGCGGCAUUUCCAGGAAAUCGCUUGCAAGCUUCACCAGGCCAAUAUGAGGUUGUUCCCUCACCAGCACCAGCUAUUGCAAGAUCCCUGUGCUAAUCUCACUACGACUGAAAAUCCAGUUAAAUUCGAUUUCACUAUAGAUGUGGAGCCUGUUAAUUCUGGACAAAAUGAGAUUGUAAAUAAUGCACUUGAUCCUAAGACAUCCACUGGCAAUUUAGAGCCUACAUUGAAACAGAAUGGACAAAGUAAUUCAACUGAACCCAAUAAACCUAAUUAUCCUCAAGAACAAGGGCAAAAUAAUGUUGGGGUAAAUAUUCCGAAUGGUUUUCCGAUACAAAAUAAUAAUGGAUUCCAAAUGCCUAAUGGUUUUCCAAAUCUAAAUAGUAACGGAUUUCCUGUUCAAAACAAUAAUGGAUAUCCAAAUGUAAAUCCAAAUCAACAAAAUAACAGUGGAUAUCCAAUUCAAAAUAAUGGCUUCCCAAAUUUUCCUCAAUAUCCGAACCAACCUAAUUUUGGGUUUCCGAACAUGCAAAAUGGACCAUUCCCUAAUUUUAAUCCCAACUUUCCUACUAUGAAUCUACCGAACCCUAAUCAAAAUUUCUAUCCUUAUCCACAAUUGUAUCCCAACAACGGAUAUCCUUAUCCUUAUCCUUACCCGUAUCCCUUUAAUCCAAAUCAAUUACAAAAUCAUUUGCCUCAACCGACUCAAAAUAACAAUGGACAAGGGAAUCAGAAUAUUUCCCCUAAUCCAAAUAAUGUACAACCCAUUCAAACUCCCAAGAACCUGCAACCUAAUCAAGGUAAUCUAAAUGGACAAGGUCAAGGCAGUUUGUAUGGCAAACCAAUCCCAAUCAAGCCUUUAAACAUUCCUAUACAAGGAUCCAAUAAUAACCAAAUAGAUGGACCAAAAACUACUAACAUUCAGCCACCUCAAAGCAACAUAAACGCCCAAAAUCCUGUCAACCAGAAUGUUUCUUCUAAUCCAAAUAAUAUACAACCCAUUCAAACUUCUAAUAACCUGCAACCUAAUCAAGGUAACGUAAAUGGACAAGGUCAAGGUAGUUUGUAUGGCAACCCCAUCCCAAUUCAGCCUUUAAUCAUACCAAUACCAGUAUCUAAUAAUAACCAAAUAAAUGAACCAAACACCAGCAUUCAGCCACCUCAAAGCAACAUAAACAACCAAAAUCCUGUUAAUGAGAAUGUUUCUCCUAAUCCAAAUAAUAUACAACCUAUUCAAACUUCUAAUAACCUGCAACCUAAUCAAGGUAAUCUAAAUGGACAAGGUCAAGGUAGUUUGUAUGGUAAACCCAUUCCAAUCAAACCUUUAAACAUACCAGUACCAGUACCAGUAUCUAAUAAUAACCAAAUAAAUGGACCAAACACCAGCAUUCAGCCACCUCAAAGCAACAUAAACAACCAAAAUCCUGUUAAUCAGAUUGUUUUUCCUAAUCCAAAUAAUAUACAACCCAUUCAAACUUCUAAUAACCUGCAACCUAAUCAAGGUAAUCCAAAUGGACAAGGUCAAGAUAGUUUGUAUGGCGCUCCAAUGCCAAUCAAGCCUUUAAUUAUACCAAUAGAAGGAUCCAAAAAUAACGAAAUAAAUGGACCAAACACUAGCUUACAGUCACCUCAAAGCAACAUAAACAACCAAAAUCCUGUUAAUCAGAAUGUUUCUCCUAAUCCAAAUAAUAUACAACCUAUUCAAACUCCUAAUAACCUACAGCCUAAUCAAGGUAAUGUAAUUGGGAAAGGUCAAGGAGAUUUGUAUGAGAAACCUAUCAAAAUCCGGCCUUUACUCAUGCAACCAAAUACCGUACAAGGAUCCAAUAAUAACCAAGCGAAUAAGCCAAACUCUACCAACACCCAAAAACUUGUUAGUCCUACCCAAACAAUAAACCCACACAACGAGAAGGAGCAAACCAGCCAGGUCUCGAAUUCCACAACAGAACCAACUCUCCCAUCACCGGCCGCUGCGAUCAUUUUCCCGGACUCGCCAAUCGUCCCGGAGCCCACCGAGAGCAGCAAGAAGAACAUAGUGUUCCCGGACAACGAGCUGGCGGCGAGCUACCUGCAGGAACCGGGCGGCAGGAGUUUGCUCAACGCGCCCAAAACCGGCAAAAACGAGUCGGUAAUUGUCUCCACCGCUGCGCCCGCUCUAACGGUGACUACUAGCAGAUCGAGAGCGAGCACUCGAAGCCAUUCUUCCUGGCGUAGGAACCACAACGACGACUACUCGACUGAGGAGGAUGAUGAUGACCAAAGGAGGCGAAAGUACGAAUCGGAAGAAUAUGAGGAAGUGGAUUCUGCCGAAACAACAACGAUUGACCCGAGCGAAGUGGUGACAGUGAAAAUAGGGAAAAGAAUCCUGAGUAACGUGAAAACCAAUUGUCCCGACGGAUGGAUCGCCGAUAGGAAAGGAGUUUGUCGGGAACCCUAUUAAUUAAUUCGUAAACAUUUAACAUACGAGAACAAGUUGUCAAUAAAUUAACUUUAUUAUUAUGUAAUAUAAAUAUUUUUGUCUUCAUAAUUUAAAUUCCUAACAAUUAAUUAACCAAUUGGAUUAAUUAUUCUGGUGUAGCUCCAGCUCUGAUAUCAAUCUUUCCUUGGCCCGUCUGUACUUGAGGGUUUGCAUUCGGAACAUCUGCAGAACAUAAAUAAAAUAUUGAAAGAAAAACAGAGCGUUGUACAUACAUUUUCUAUUAAACACCAAAAGAAGUAAAAGUUUGAAAAAAAUACAGUAAAAUUAGCCAUAAAUUUCCCCCAAAUAUAAAAUGCAAAAUGAGAUAACCUUCAAAAAUAAAACCAUCGACAAGUUACUUGUCACUUGUCACUUGUUACAGCUAAUUUGACUGGAUUUAAAGAUGACAAUACGAAGAACAUCACCAAUGAAUCUUACCUAAUUUUUUCCCUAUUUGCUGCCCAUUCUGGUAACCCGCGUGGUUUUCACCAGUAUGAUUUAUGUGAACAUCCACGUUAUGCUCUUCAUAGUCCUUAUGCUCAAAGCACGGAUCAUGCUCGUGUUCGUGCGCUUUAACUUUCGAUGCUAUUUGGUGCAACCGGCAUUUGGUCUCUUGGUAACCGUGCUUGAUGGUUUCCACGGCUUCCUCGCCGUGAUGGUACACAUUUUCUACGAUUUCGCCGGCUUUGUUCUUGAUUUUGCUCAAUAAAGACGGCUCGGAUUGUCUUAUGUCGCUGUUCGGGUUGUCCAAUACGCGACAAUGGACUUGGAUUGCGCACACUGCGAUCAAGAAACUGCAAAGGAGUAUUUGCUUCAUUUUGCGCUACUUCAAAAGACUUACUUGGUUGUGGCUUUUGAUCAACUAUUUAUAUUCAAUAAAUUGUGUUUUGGUUGAUUUAUUAUCGAUAAGGUCGUUGGAGGUCUGACGAGUUCAACGUCAA